Sinocyclocheilus rhinocerous is the source of this 1953-nucleotide messenger RNA. RefSeq names its product alpha-1A adrenergic receptor-like. The transcript has 3 exons. Gene Ontology annotation, cellular component: plasma membrane. The record is from RefSeq and is a predicted model, not a curated record. Gene Ontology annotation, biological process: adenylate cyclase-activating adrenergic receptor signaling pathway; phospholipase C-activating G protein-coupled receptor signaling pathway; positive regulation of cytosolic calcium ion concentration. Bases 949 to 1953 code for a protein of 334 amino acids. Gene Ontology annotation, molecular function: alpha1-adrenergic receptor activity. NCBI's taxonomy places the organism in Eukaryota, Metazoa, Chordata, Actinopteri, Cypriniformes, Cyprinidae.
CAGCGAUGACAGGAGAGACUGAAGCGAUGAACCGGAGACGCGUCGCGCGUCCAUCUACCCAAACACCUCCGGAUCGAGUUCUCGCGUUCACUGACACGCUGCUGAGGGUUCAUCAGUCUUCAAACCAAACCAUCAUGGCUGCUUUACGACCAACUCUCUCCUGAUUGAAGCUGGUCGCCUAAAAAUUGCGCGACUCACUGAGAACUGCUCUUCAGCCAAAAAUAUCUCCUCAGCAUAUGCCAAAGUGCUUUUAGCUUUGUCCUUGUUAUCCACUUUGCAACCUCAGUGACAUCAACCAAUGCCAUGCAGACUUUCGAAGCGAAUCUGAUUCUGGAUUCCAACCACUGCAGAUGUGCGCAAAAAGACGGGAAGCUCUUGUUUUACAAAGUGCACUAAAACAUUAACUGCGCUUUAUGAAUGUGCAAAGAGAGUUGGAGGUUUGCAGAGCGUUUUGACACCUUCACACAUCGAUGCAUUAAUCUAAGACGGAUCGCUUAUGCAUCAAACCUAAUGCCUGGAAACUACAGACAAACCUCUUUUGUACCUUAAUAGAUCACACAGAUUGCAACAACGGCAUUUUUGUCAUUCACAUUGUUCUGUAUAAUGUUGCAGCUGCACAUGGUUAUGAACAUGUCAAAACAACCCUUGAAUUUAUGACUUUAUGACAAAAGAAUCUGACGUUCUCCGCAGCAUAAUAUGCUUAGUUCCUCUUGUUUAUUCCUUCACCCACAGCUAUUUUCCACGAACAUACAACAUUAAAAGCCCAUCUAGGAGAAAUGAGAAAUGAGACACAACAGUUAAAUUUAAUCACGUUCCCUCAUUGCAAUGCUGGAAAUGCCCCAGUGUUCUUGUACCACGGCCAAUGCAGAAGUAACGCUUUCAACAUUUUCUUGGAGAGAUAUUAAGGUACAAAUCGAACUCACGGCAUCAAAAUCAGACCUUUAUUAAAUGCCUGGACGUCUUGAACAGAUGAUUCCCCUCAAAGACAACAUGACUCCGGAGUCGUUCCAUGAAAACUGUAGCAACUGCAGCCAGGUUCUCGUCCCGGAGCUGAACGUCAUGAAGGCUGUCGUACUGGGAAUGGUGUUGGCGAUCUUCAUCAUUUUUGGCGUUCUGGGCAACAUCCUGGUCAUCCUCUCAGUGGUUUGCCAUCGUAAUCUACGCACAGUUACCCAUUAUUUCAUUGUGAACUUGGCGGUCGCGGACCUUUUGCUGAGCUCUACGGUUCUUCCGUUUUCUACAGUCUUUGAGAUGUUGGGCCGUUGGAUCUUCGGACGGCCGUUUUGCGAUGUUUGGGCGGCAAUGGACGUCUUGUGCUGUACGGCGUCCAUCAUGAGCUUAUGCAUGAUUUCGGUGGACCGAUAUAUCGGCGUUAGUUAUCCGCUGCAGUACCUGUCCAUUGUGACAGAACGACGAGCGUUGCUUGCACUCAUUGUUUUGUGGGCUCUGUCCAUUACCAUCUCAAUUGGACCUCUUUUUGGAUGGAAGGAACCGGCGCCGGAGGACGAAUCCAUAUGCAAGAUUACUGAAGAGCCCGGCUAUGCCAUUUUUUCCGCAUUGGGAUCCUUCUACCUCCCUCUAGUGGUGAUUCUGUCGAUGUAUUGCCGCGUGUACGUGGUCGCGAAGAGGGAGACCCGAGCACUGAUUAGUGGACUGAAAACGGAAAAGUCUGAUCACGCCACCGAGGCAGUAACUUUGCGGAUACAUCGUGGGAACACAACGGUGUCCGAGGAUGAGGCCUUGCGCAACCGGACACACUUUGCACUGCGUCUGCUCAAGUUCUCCCGAGAGAAGAAGGCCGCUAAGACCCUGGGCAUCGUGGUUGGAUGCUUUGUCCUAUGUUGGCUUCCGUUUUUCCUGGUUCUUCCGAUCGGUUCCAUCUUCCCAACGUACAGACCCUCGGACACAGUCUUCAAGAUCACGUUUUGGCUGGGCUACUUCAACAGCUGCUGA